This is a messenger RNA of Cucurbita maxima (winter squash), 2907 nucleotides long. RefSeq names its product FK506-binding protein 5-like. The record is from RefSeq and is a predicted model, not a curated record. Lineage: Eukaryota; Viridiplantae; Streptophyta; Magnoliopsida; Cucurbitales; Cucurbitaceae. The transcript is spliced from 5 exons. Bases 73 to 2667 code for a protein of 864 amino acids.
UCAAUGAUAGUGAAUCGCCUCAUUUCCGUGUGGCUGGGUAGAAAUUUCUUCUGAUUUUCGAUUCCGAUCGCUAUGGACUUCCGCAGCUUGUCAAGGAGAGAUCUCCAAGCACUCUGCAAGAGGAAUAAGAUUCCGGCCAAUACCACUAAUGUUGCCAUGGCCGACGCCCUUUCCGUUCUUCCAUUGGUUGAAGGAAUCGAGGAGUUUUUGAACGGCGAAGGAUCUGGAGUACCAGAAUCACCGAUGAAACAAGAGUUUGUUAACUCGGAAAUUCUUCGAACUGCACAGAGAACCACGACCAGAAGAAAGACCGUCAAAGAUGAGUCAGUUACUACUCGAACACGCCGUGCAGCUGCAGCGAGAUGUACAGAGGAAUCGGAAAACAGAGAUCUAAACGUGGUUUUAACUACUCCGUCUUUAGCGAGUGGCCGGAGAAGAAUGGCGGCGGCUUCUUCAGCUUGCAAAAAGGUAGAUUUUCAGAUGACGGUCGAUGUCGUUGAGAAAGAGGACAGCAAUUUAGAUCAAGAAAAGAAUGAUAUUGAAAAAACGCCUUCUAUAGUUGAAAGCCGUAAGAGAGUAGCGGCUGCUUCGACACGUAGAAGAACUGAGACUCGGAAUAAUGGAGCUACGGAGCGACGAGUGUAUAGUACAAGAAGGUCUGCUAGAUUGUUGGAGAAGAGCAUGGAGAGCUUGAGUUUAGGAGGUGACGAGAAAAGGGAGCCAAUUAGUAGUGUCCAUAUGUCUUUCGAUGAAAUGCCUGACAGUAUAGGAUCUGUGAAGGAGUAUACGAGCAUAGAAGUUGAGUCUGUGAAGGAGGAUACGAACAUAGAAGUUGAGUCUGUGAAGGAGGAUACGAACAUAGAAGUUGAGUCUGUGAAGGAGGAUACGAACAUAGAAGUUGAGUCUGUGAAGGAGGAUAUUAGCAUAGAAGUUGAGUCUGUGAAGGAGGAUACGAUCAUAGAAGUUGAGUCUGUGAAGGAGGAUACGAGCAUAGAAGUUGAGUCGGUGAAGGAGGAUACGAGCAUAGAAGUUGAGUCGGUGAAGGAGGAUGCGAGCAUAGAAGUUGAGUCUGUGGAGGAGGAUGCGAGCAUAGAAGUUGAGUCUGUGGAGGAGGAUGCGAGCAUAGAAGUUGAGUCUGUGGAGGAGGAUGCGAGCAUAGAAGUUGAGUCUGUGAAGGAGGAUACGAGCAUAGAAGUUGAGUCGGUGAAGGAGGAUGCGAGCAUAGAAGUUGAGUCUGUGGAGGAGGAUGCGAGCAUAGAAGUUGAGUCUGUGGAGGAGGAUGCGAGCAUAGAAGAAACUGAGUCAAAUAAAACCGAUGAAAGCAAAUUGGAUGAUGAUGAUUUGGAGGAGUCCAAGAAACCCGAUAAAAGCAAAUUGGAUAAUGAUUUGGAGUUGGAAAUCGAUAACCAAGUGAAGAAUAAGCUGGAGUCUGAAGUAAAAGUUUCAGAGGUUGAACCAGAAGUUGAUCUUGAUUCGUUGAAUUGUCAAGCAGAAAAUCUUUCUACUGCACAGAAUGAUUGCUCUGAAACAGAAGCACCCGACAAUAAUCUGAAUGUGAAAUGCCUCCCUGAAGUUGAGGAAGCAAAUGAAGCUUCUAAUGACGAUGAUGCUGGGGAGAUUUUUGCUGAGGAAAUCAAAGACUCUGACAAUUUCUCUCUCCCCACUGAAGUUGUGGACCAGACAGGAGUUUACAACUCGAGUAUUGUAGAACAAUCCAGUAAGGAAGUGGAACAAAAUGAGUCUAUUUGUGAAUCAGAAUGCGGAAGUGAAGAAGAUGCUGAAGAAGAAGCCGAACUCACUAACAUUUCAGCAGAAUUGUCUCCUCCCCAUGAAAAUGUGGAAGAGGAAAUCGAAGAUGAUGAUGAACUCAUAAAAUAUUCUACUGAUUUAUCUCUGCCCCAUGAGGAAGAACAAACCCAAGUCGAUGAUGACUUGAGCAAUGUUAAAGAAUCUGUUAUAGAAGUGAAAGAUGACGAUUUGGAGUUGGAAGAACCGGAAGUAAUGGAGACGGUUUCAGUUCAAGCUGAAAAAGAUGAUACAGUGAACUCCAUGGACUUCCCGGAGACUGUUUCUGAAGAAGAACUGGUCGAUAUCUUGAGCAAUGUUGAAGAAUCUGUUGUGUUAGUGAAAGAUGACGAUUCAGAGUUGGAAGAACCCGAAGUAUUGGAUCCUGAAGACAUCAGAAAUGUCGACGCCGUGGAAGAACCCGAAAUCCAAAACGACAUCCGAUGUGAGGAAGAAAUAAUUCCCGGUUCCUCAAACAUCAAGAUCAAUGGAGUUCAAUCAUUACCCUCCUCUUUCGAAGCUGACCAAAUGGCAUUGGCAAACCAAUUUCCGAGGCCGACAGUAGAAACCAAAUCACCAGUUAAAGACCAAUCCAUUCAGCUGCUAAUCGACAACUCAGAUACUGAAGAAGAAGAUGAAGAUCAUAAAGAACAGGACAAAGAAAUCUUGAUUCAGAGGCAAAAUGUGGAGAAAAAUGAUGUAAGCUUAAGACAGCUGCGAAAGAUGUUCAAGCAACAACUCCAACUUAGCAAGAAGAAAAUGGACAACAACGACAACAACAACACAAAAGUUGUUGGUGGUGGGGGGAAGCUGAGAACUGCUUUACAGCCACUGGAAGAAAACAGAAUGGUAGCCAUGAAUGAAGUGGAGAAGAGAUUAUAGAAGUCUUCUUUAUUUCUACUGGUUGAGGAGGGGAGAAUUUUGUGGUGCUGCAUGCAUGGGUUCAAACUGUGGUUUGCCUUAAUAGUUUGUCUGAUUCUUGUCGUUGAUGAUCCUUUUACAAUAAUGCUGUGUAGUUUUUGAUUUCUCAACACAACAAAAACUAGCAAAUUUUUGCUUCCUUUAGAGAGAGAAAUAUAAUACAUUUCUAUCUAAAAUUAUUGUGUUCUAUUUUUUCUAGCA